Messenger RNA from Lutzomyia longipalpis, 714 nucleotides. RefSeq lists its product as uncharacterized. The record is from RefSeq and is a predicted model, not a curated record. NCBI's taxonomy places the organism in Eukaryota, Metazoa, Arthropoda, Insecta, Diptera, Psychodidae. The transcript has 2 exons. Bases 34 to 675 code for a protein of 213 amino acids.
GUCACAGCCUGAGAAAAGUCCGAGAAGGUCACAAUGGCCAAGUUGUUGAGAAUUUUUGUACUUUCAGUGAUUCUUUCGCGCCUCGUUCAAUCAAAACCAAUUUACACCGCAAAAUCUUUGGAUAAGCAGAAGCUGGAGAACCGGCAGCUCGGGGAACUUGGGCAGGUGCUUCCAGGGCUUAUUGGGGCUGGAAUUGGGAAUGCCGUGACCCCGGGAAUUGGGGGGAUUGUUGGUGGAAUUGUGGGGCCGAUUGUUGAGAAUAUUGUGUCUUCAGCUGUUGAUAAUUUGAUGGCCAAUUUGAAAGAAGAAGAAUCAUUUUCGCGGGAUGCUCCUGUUCCGUACGAUUCAUACGUGGUUAACAUCCCUAAGCUGGGACCCUACGUAAUCCUCGUGCCCAAAGUUCAUGAGAUUCCUCAGGAAGGGCACGGAAUUGAUCUUCACAGCGUUGAUCAUCACAGCAUUGAUCCUCACCACGGUCUCAGCAACAAUGAAGAAUCCUCCGAAGUUAAGGAUCAAACGACUCUUCAAGAUAAGACGAAGCUGCAUUCCUUGAUGCCGUCAAUAAGAUCAUCAAAUCACGUGCGCGUCAUGCCGUACCGGCCGUUGAAUUUCAUGAAGACGAAGAGACAAUCAGGGCCAAAACAGGUGAAACUUUUCCACCCAACGCAGAAUUAGAUAGCCAAAAAAAUAAAUAAAUUAAGAACAAACACUUUU